Xenopus laevis (African clawed frog) is the source of this 4113-nucleotide messenger RNA. RefSeq names its product c-Maf inducing protein L homeolog (gene cmip.L). The coding region runs from base 1014 to 3350 and encodes 778 amino acids. Gene Ontology annotation, cellular component: cytosol; cytoplasm; nucleus. NCBI's taxonomy places the organism in Eukaryota, Metazoa, Chordata, Amphibia, Anura, Pipidae. The transcript has 21 exons. The record is from RefSeq and is a predicted model, not a curated record.
CCGUCUGUGAUGUUUAAAAAAAAAAAAUCUUCUAAAUGGAGAGACAAGUGGUGGUACCACAACAAACGCCGCAUUCCUAGAGCCUCUCGCAGCCCGUGGGGGUCUCUGCUUGGUAACCAGAGACGAUUAGCGGACACAGAGCUUUAUGGAGAAGCUGUUUAAACAACGAUGUGUAAGAACAUUAAGCAGCAGGGCUCGUGCCAAAUCCUCACUAAUCAGGGAUCAAUUCCUAAUCAGCUGACCCUGUUUAUCCCCUCACCCCACGCCAUUAUUUGCUUCUUGCUUGCAACGAGAUUGAGAGAAAAAUAGGAAAUGUGAGGCUUAAUACUAGUGCAUGCUUGCGGCCUGUUAACAUACUCAGGUGUUUUUAUUAAAAAAAAAAAAAAUGUCGGCCAGGAUGUGCCCUACUCCUGUCCCCAACCCCCCUUUCUCCUUUUUUAUGACACCCUCCCCUCCCCUGCAGCAGACACACAGAAUGUGCAUCCUGAUCUGCUCGCUUCUGCCAUUGACGUCAUUUGCUAACCACAUGACGCGGCGAGAGCCAAUCAGAAGAAGGCAGCUCCUGCAAUCUUUUAGCAAUUGCUUCUCAGUGGCACACAAACACACACAUACACAGAUCCCCACACUCACACACAUACACACACACAAGCACAAAUGAACACACACUGACCCAGGCAAUACACAGUUACAUGCAGGAAAAAAGGAAGCAGAGCUCUGAUCACACACAAAGGGGACCCAAGGCAGGCUCCCCCUCACUGCUAAGAUCUGGCUCUUGUUGCUUUACACCUUGGAUAAAAUAUGGAUUUAAUUAAGUAGUACACUGGAAUUCCCCAGCACCGGCUUCCUGGGGGGGACUGUUGAGAUUUUAAGGCUUUUAUUUUCUUUUUAAGGGUGGAUUUUUUUAGGGGAUCUGUUGUCUUCUGGCGUGUGGAUUUUUUUUUCUCCUCUCUCUCCGCACUCUUUGUUGUUGGAAUUUAAUAAAAGAAGGAAUAUAUCCAGUCUCAGUGUCUGCCAUGGAUUUUACUGGCAGCUCCUGUGGAGGCAGUGAGCACAGGCAGAUAGAGGAGAACAAGCCACUGCUGGGGGAGAUGUCUGCUACAGGGGGCAGCAAGAUGGGAGCUGUACCAUGUAGGAGAUCCCUCCUGCACUUCAGUGGCAUGAGGUACAAACUGCUGCAAGAAGGGGACAUUCAGGUCUGUGCUAUAAGGCACCCCAGGACCUUUCUCAGCAAGAUCCUCACCUCUAAAUUCUUAAGGAGGUGGGAACCCCAUCACCUGACCCUGGCAGAUAACAGCCUGACCUCAGCCACGCCUACUGGAUACAUGGAAAAUAGCAUUUCAUACAGCGCUAUUGAGGAUGUUCAGCUCCUAUCCUGGGAAAAUGCCCCUAAAUACUGUUUACAGCUUACUAUUCCUGGAGGCACUGUCUUACUUCAGGCUGCAAACAGCUAUUUGAGGGAUCAGUGGUUUCAUUCUUUGCAGUGGAAGAAAAAGAUUUAUAAGUACAAAAAAGUGCUGAGCAACCCAAAUCGCUGGGAAGUGGUGCUAAAAGAGAUAAGGACACUGGUGGAUAUGGCACUUAGCUCGCCACUUCAGGAUGACUCAAUUCAUCAGGCUCCACUAGAAAUUAUCUCAAAGUUACUUUCAGAGAACAUUAAUCUAACCACUCAGGAGCAUGAAAGCAUUAUCGUGGCAAUUGCUCCUCUUCUUGAAAACAACCACCCUCCCCCUGACCUAUGUGAAUUCUUCUGCAAGCACUGUAGAGAACGCCCUCGUUCUAUGGUGGUCAUUGAGGUGUUUACCCCAGUUGUACAAAGAAUUCUCAAACACAAUAUGGAUUUUGGGAAGUGUCCUCGGUUAAGGCUGUUUACUCAGGAGUACAUUCUGGCUUUGAAUGAACUGAAUGCAGGAAUGGAAGUGGUGAAAAAAUUUAUAUACAGCAUGCAUGGUCCGACAGCAAACUGCCCUCAUCCCAGGGUCCUGCCAAAUGUGGUUGCCGUUUGUUUAGCUGCCAUUUAUUCGUGCUAUGAAGAGUUUAUCAACAGCCGUGACAAUUCACCAAGCCUGAAGGAAAUUCGGAAUGGCUGUCAGCAGCAGUGUGACCGUAAACCCAAUAUCCCCUUGCGGCUUCUCCACACCAAUCCUGACCUUGUAUCGCAAGAGGUGACAUCGACCGAAUCCCGGCACAAAUCAGUCGUUGUCACAUCAAAUGAGAUCCUUGUAGAGGUGGAACGUAACAACACAGUAAACCAGAAGCUGAAAGCAAAUACUGGCAACGACAGCGAACCCAACCUGAUCGACUGCCUGCUCAUAUGCCCAGCCUGUAGCACCAUAAGCAUCGAGCUGAGUCCGCAAGCAGACCGCGUGCUAGCAUGCUAUGUGGAGAUAUUGAAGAUGCUGUCAGAUUACGAUGAUUGGAGGCCAGCUUUGGCCAUUCUUCUGCAGCCCAUCCCGUUCCCAAAAGAAGCUCUUGCACAUGAAACAUUCACAAAGGAACUGAAACAUGUCAUACAGAGAUUUGCAGAGGACCCCAGGCAAGAGGUUCACUCAUGCCUCCUGAGUGUCAGAGCAGGGAAAGACGGGUGGUUCCAGUUGUACAGCCCGGGAGGGGUGGCCUGCGAUGACGAUGGUGAACUCUUUGCCAGUAUGGUACGUGUCUGCAAUAAUGUUCACAUUUUGAUGGGUUCCUGCUACAAAACGAAAAAAUUCCUGCUCUCUCUGGCCGAAAACAAGCUGGGGCCUUGCAUGUUGCUUGCCUUGCGAGGCAACCAGACGAUGGUGGAGAUUCUUUGUCUGAUGCUCGAAUACAACAUCAUAGAAAACAAUGACACCCAGUUGCAGAUUAUCUCUACUCUGGAAAGCACAGACGUAGGGAAGAGAAUGUACGAGCAACUGUGUGACAGACAGCGGGAGUUAAAGGAGCUGCAAAGGAAAGGAGGACCCACUCGUCUGACACUGCCAUCCAAGUCGACAGAUGCUGACCUUGCCAGGUUACUGAGCUCUGGCUCUUUUGGAAACCUAGAAAACCUCAGCCUGGCCUUCACCAAUGUAACGAGUGCCUGCGCAGAACAACUCAUAAAACUGCCUUCACUCAAGCAACUAAACCUGUGGUCAACUCAGUUUGGAGAUGCUGGGCUGCGGGUUUUGUCUGAGCACCUCACCACUCUGCAAGUUCUCAACCUGUGUGAGACCCCAGUCUCAGAUGCUGGACUCCUGGCACUUAGCUCUAUGAAGAGCCUGUGUAACUUAAACAUGAACAGCACCAAACUGUCAGCAGACACCUAUGAGGAUCUCAAGGCCAAGCUGCCAAACCUUAAAGAGGUGGAUGUUCGUUACACCGAAGCCUGGUGACUUUAACUUGGCUCUGAAGAAGGCUGCCCUUCAGUGCUCUUUUGACUUAUCGUAAAACUGUAGAGGAAAAUGCUUCUUGGACUACAAAAUGUGGUUUUGAGUUAGAGGUCAUUUUUACAUAGGGAGGAUGGACGUAUUCAACCAAUAUUUACAGCUUCAGAAUUUCAAACAUUAAUCUAAUUUAAUUCGCAAAAAAAAAAAAAGGAAAAACAAAGCAAACAAAAAAAAAAAGGACUUUGUAGAUGCAAGAAGAUAAUCCUGAAGAAAUAAACCCUUGUGAAUUAUUUUUUAUUUGCCUACGUGUUCAUGCUGUGUUGGAAAAAAUAAGAAUGCAUAUGUUUCUGUAUGUUUUUUUUUUAUUAUUUGAUUUGAUCGGACGGACUGAUUUUAAGAAGUUUCCACUUUGCCCUUUCACUGCAAAGAAAUCGCAAGUCCAUAACCAUAAAAAGAAAGACGCAUUCUUUGCACCUUCUUCUUCUGCCCUGAAACUCUUCUGCAGAAUUCAUAUUGUUGUACAUAAGAUUUACAUAAUUCACCUAUUUAAGAAAAUGGUUCACGUUCAGCAGGUCUGGGACCUGCAUUUUUAUUUAUAAAUUGUUAAUUCUUUUUUUUUUUUUUUCCUCCUACCCUUUUUUUGCAAAUAGAACUGUACAAAGUAGUUUGUCGCUGUCUUGUUGAUUGUAAUAUUAUUAACGUUUGUGUAUUGUUUUGCUUUUGGUUUCAGAACAGAAAGCCCUAUUGAAUAAAUACCAUGGUAAAUGUA